Emericellopsis cladophorae is the source of this 1737-nucleotide messenger RNA. RefSeq lists its product as uncharacterized. The transcript has a single exon. The record is from RefSeq and is a predicted model, not a curated record. The coding region runs from base 1 to 1737 and encodes 578 amino acids. Lineage: Eukaryota; Fungi; Ascomycota; Sordariomycetes; Hypocreales; Bionectriaceae.
AUGCACCCAAACUUUGCCGUUGCAGUGGCUGCGGCCCUGCCAAUGGUCACGGCCGGCGUCAUCCACCUUCCCAGGGAUGAGCCCGUGCCCCAGGCUGCCGAUGCGGUGGUCUGCCCUAAAGUGGACGAGGAAAAUCGCCCAAGCCCUCACGUCCUGCACAACCUGAAGGAGCCAGAUCUGAGCGAAUGGGAGGGUCAUGAGGACAAGAUGCCCUUCUUCAAGAAAUACGACCCCAAGCUUCUGCUUAAGUUUGUGGACGACUUCUGCGAGGGUAAGGUCAAGCGUGAUAUGGCCCCUUGUUGCCAGUGUGACGACGACGAGGACGACUGCAAGGCUGUCUGUGUCGACGAGGAGGAAUGCAAGGCCAUCUGUGAGAUGGCCGACGAUUCCGCGAAGGCCGAUGCCCCCAAGGAUGGCGAGAAGGUCGAUGCCACCAAGGAGGGCGAGCAGGCCGAUGCCACCAAGGAGACAGGCAUUGCCUCGGAGACUGAUACUGAGAAUAAGACCUGUGAUACCUCCAAAACCCCCAAUUAUCAGUCCGCGAUGAAAGGUGUCGAUUUCACCGCCAAAGACAUCAUCGAAUCCAUCGAUGCCAAGUGGGCGAAACUGCAGAAGCCCAAAAACGACAAGCGCGGCGUCCCCGUCACGGCCGACGAUGUGCUGCGCUGGUCCCAAGGUGAGGGCGAGGACUACGAAGACAAGCGCCCCGAGCUAUUCAAGAACAUUGCGGCCGAGACCCAGGCCAAGCGUGACGAGGCACCCAAGAAGAAGGGCGGCGUCCCCGUCGCGGCCGAGGAUGUGCUGCGCUGGACCCAGGGUAAGGACAAGGACUACCAAGCCAAGCGCCCCGAGCUAUUCAAGAACAUUGCGGCCGAGACCCAGGCCAAGCGCGACGAAACUUCGGGCAAGAAGGGCGGCGUUCACAUCACCGUGGACGAGGUGAUGCACUGGGCCAAAGGCAACGACAAGGCAUACAAGGCCAAGCGCCCGGAGAUCUUCGAAAACAUCACCGACGCGCUUCCAAACGACAAGCGAAGCGCCGAGGCGGACGGCCACCAAGAGGACAGCUCUGACGAGGCCAAACUGAAGCAGUCAUUCCAGUCUGUUCUUGGCCGUUCCAAGGCGGCGCUGGAAUCUGUUGAAAAGGUUCAACCUGACGAGGACGACAAGGUCAAGACCGUUCUUGCCAGUCUCAUCGCGACGCUGGCUCCUCUGAGCCCCGGCAUGGACAACCCCGAUGCGUUGAUCGCGGGCAUCGUCGAGGCCAACAGCGAGUCGCACGAGGAGCGUGGCUACACUGGUGAGGUCUCCGAUGUCAAGCUCGACAUUCCCAGCUUGAUCAAGAUGUUUGAGGAGCUAUGGCAGGCGGUCCACGCGGCCAAGGAGGAGCUUCAGCGUCUCCACGAAGCCGGCUCCCAGGAGUCGGACGCCACCACGUCCGCCUCUGAGCUGGAAAGCGUCAUUGCGCAAUGCGAGCCCAUUGUCAACAACAUCAACGACGUCGCCGACAUCUUUGACGCCAUUGUCGACCAGCUUGUCGAGAAGGACGAGAAGAAGCCCGUGACGCACGUCGAGCCCGACUCCGUUGCCGCCACCGCUGAUGAUCUGGUCCGCAGGGAUGACUGGAGCAAUAACCCCAUGUUCUCGGUCAAGUCGUCGCCUAACCGGGAAAACCCACACCGCGUUGCCCAGGGCAAUGCUGAGAAGAUGCUCAAGGAUCCCCACCUCCACCAGUAG